Nicotiana attenuata is the source of this 1518-nucleotide messenger RNA. RefSeq lists its product as uncharacterized. The coding region runs from base 1 to 1518 and encodes 505 amino acids. Lineage: Eukaryota; Viridiplantae; Streptophyta; Magnoliopsida; Solanales; Solanaceae. The record is from RefSeq and is a predicted model, not a curated record. The transcript is spliced from 5 exons.
AUGAAUCUCGAUUCAGCUUGUGGGGGUAGUUGCAUGGCCAAACCGUACAGUGAAAUCCAACUCUUGCUGAAUACCUUCACUGCUAAUGAUAAUAACUGGCAAGGUGAUGGUGACUCACGAAAGGCAGUUAAGAAAAAAUUAGCUGGGUUACUUGAGCUCGACGAGGUGUCAGCAAUGAGAGCCGAAAUUGCAAAGCUGGCCAAUCAGAUGACUAGGAUAACAAUGCAGCAGCCACAGCCAAUGCAACAGCUGAUCCAGUCCACAAGGAAAUUUGUGGGUCUACCUCAUGAAGACCCGCAGAGGCUGACACUUUUCCCCUUUUCUCUGAUCGGGGAAGCUAAGGAGUGGUUGAAUAAGGAGCCGGCUAGUUCAAUCCGCACUUGGAAUGAUCUGGCAAGGAAAUUCUUAAUCAAGUUUUUCCCUACCAAGAAAACAAAGGUGUUGAGGAGUCAAAUUCUUGGGUUCGAACAACGAGCUGGCAAGACACUUCGUCAAGCAUGGGAAAGGUACAAGAAGUUGCUCAGAGACUGUCCUUACCAUUUCCAGACGGACGAGGUAUUGGGUCACACUUUUGUAGAUGGGCUAGAUGAUGCUUCAAAGAUGAAUCUCGAUUCAGCUUGUGGGGGUGAUGGUGACUCACGAAAGGCAGUUAAGCAAAAAUCAGCUGGGUUACUUGAGUUCGACGAGGUGUCAGCAAUGAGAGCCGAAAUUGCAAAGCUGGCCAAUCAGAUGACUAGGAUAACAAUGCAGCAGCCACAUCCAAUGCAACAGGUACAACAGAUGACUAUUUGCUGCGAACUGUGUGGUGACACUCAUAUGAGUGAUAUGUGCCCCACGAAUCCAGAAUCCAUCUAUUAUAUGGGGCAACAAAAUUGGGGUCCACCGAACCAGCAUGCACAAUACGGGAAUUCUUACAAUCCAAAUUGGAGGAAUCAUCCCAACUUCUCACGGGGUGGAAAUCAGCAGAGUCAGAAUCAGUAUAGACCCCAAGGGGGUUUCAAUCAGCCUCAGAGACCACCCCAACAAAUGGAAGAGAGCACAAAUGUUUUACUAAAGAAGUUGUUGAUUGACAAUCAGCAGCUCAGGACCGACUUCAGAAAUCUUGAGAGGCAGAUGGGGCAGUUAGCAACAAAUCAAAACACAAGACCUGCAGGCGCUCUCCCCAGUGAUACAGAAAAGAAUCCGCAAGUGAAUGCCGUUACACUUAGAAACGGGAGGGAGCUUGAGGAAGUGCCAAAUAAAAGGAAAGAUAAGCCCAUACCUGAGGGGGAGUUGAUCCCUAAAGUGACAAACGAGCCAAAGAAGACUGCUGAAAUUCUAGAGCCACUGGAGGCCCCAAGGCCACCACCACCUUUUCCCCAGAGAUUCUUUACAAUUCCUGUGCGCAUUGGUAAUAUUGAUGUGGGUCGUGCUCUUUGUGAUUUUGGGGGAAAGCAUAAAUUUGAUGCCCCUAUCAUUGUUCAGGCAAUUGGGUCUGGGAGCUCCAAGAACAACUACUGUGAUGUUGCAGCUGGCUGA